Stylophora pistillata is the source of this 2725-nucleotide messenger RNA. RefSeq lists its product as uncharacterized. The record is from RefSeq and is a predicted model, not a curated record. Gene Ontology annotation, molecular function: protein binding. Lineage: Eukaryota; Metazoa; Cnidaria; Anthozoa; Scleractinia; Pocilloporidae.
AAUAACAUUGGAAUGAUAUGAUUUACAACCGUACUUUAUAACAGUUAAAGGAUUGAUUUUUCUUUAUCUAUGAGUGACGCUGCCGCCGGAUAAGUCCAUCUUGCGAAAGACCAGGAAAGAGAAUUUGAUCCAAUAGUAAGUCUAUCCGAUUCAACUUUAUUUACCAGAGGCUGUUCAAGAACAAAUUUGAAUCUGGACGAUGGCAGAAAGCAGCACAACUACACAGUGUAGUAAUUUUCCCAGUGGAACGGGAAAACAUUUCUUACAGGCUCCAGAGAAAGUCGGCAAGGCUGUUCACCCACAGGAAUCUCGCAAUGGACGAUCAGAUAACCAGACAGCUGCUUCGUUAGUGUCGACAAAACCACCCAGACGAAAAAAGUCUCUAAUGGAGAGCCUUAGGAAAAGUUUCAGCGAAUUUCGUUAUGGGCCUAAAUCUGAAGGUUCAGAGAACGUUAAAAAAAGUCAGCAAGAACGAUAUGAAAACAAAGAGUCAGAAGUUAGAGAAGCUGAAAUUGAAGGAACACGUGUUUUGGGUCGGUCGAGCGAAGGGAACAAAGUUGAUUCGUGUUCAAGUCUACCGGAUGCCGUGAAGAAAUUUUUGAGCUCCCACGCUACUUCACUUGGUAUAAAGAGAGGCCAAGAUUAUAUUUUAGAUGUAAACAGGUUCGGAAAUGAAGUAGAUAAGAUUGGUCUUAGUUUAUUUGACAUCGUUAGACAUUCCAAACUACAAGCUGUAACACUUCAGCGUAAAUUAGAGGAAGACUGGGGCUUAGAGCUGGGUCGAAGAGACAGUGGGGACCUCUUUAGAAGCCCUUCUAUGAACAGGCAACAUGAGAAAAAUAAUCAGGAAAACACAGGGCUGGAUAACAAUUUAAAUAACUGUCCCGACACUGGAGGGAUUCUGGGGUUGAAAUGUUCUAUUACAGUGCCUGAAACGCCCGGAAAUGGUACGCCCGGAAAUGGUACGCCUAGAAAUGGUACGCCCGGAAAUGGUACGCCCGGAAAUGGUACGCCCAGAAAUGGUUCUUCCUCUGAGACGCCAAAUCCAAGCUUGAAAAGUCCUCAACCUCGGCAUGGAGUGUACAUUAUCGGAUUAGCUGAAGGAGGAGUGGCAAACAGAUGUGGUGAACUGGCUGUUGAAGAUUUGAUCAUUGAGGUCAAUAGUAUCAUGACUCUAAAUUGUUCGGCUGAAACUGUCACUGCUGCUAUGGAACAGAUCACCACUGUGAAUCUAGUGGUUGCAAGGAAGAGGGACGCUUAAGAUAUCAACGCAUGUAAAGAUCCAGAAACCACUGACCCUUACGUUACAGUUAAUGAAUUGAAUGGCCAAACAUUUUUUAAGCCUAAAAGGGAACUUGGGUUAACUUAGACCGCGACAGCAACGAGAAUGGUGGAAAAAAUGUGUUCACAAGAAGAACAAUAGCUAUGCACGUGCAUUUUAUAACUUUGUAUAAUUUUCAUCUUCCUUAUAGCUGACAAAACCUACUCAACAAAGUGAUAUCUGGCCAAAUUUUGGGUAGUUUGACAGCGGGAACCCCAACGGCAAAUAUUCAUGUUUAUAUUUGCAGUUAAACGCUAUCUUUCCACUUAACGAUGAAAUUAAGACUGGGAUAUAUAUAUGGGCCAUCUGCGAACUCUGAAGGUUCGGUUCAGUUUUUUAUCAAAAUUUUCCUCUGCGCGUUAGUUACCACUUAAAGAAGUAUGCUCCAGAAACCACACAAUUUCUUUUAACAUCUCUAUUUAAAAAUUUACUUUGAAAUCAACAAGUAAGUUAGCUUUUCAAAUGUUAUCUCCAAAUGUACUUAACGUUAGCAGAAUAAAUUUCAGUUGAAAACAUUUCAAUAACUUUGCAGGACACCUUGCAACACCCACUCGAUGUCCAGGAAUUGGUUUACAAUAAGCUGGCACGCUGGUUAUCAAGAACAUCUUUUUGUGUAGCUCCUUUAAAUAUUCAAAUGAAUCAGAGGAGAGAAAGUUAUGCGGUAUCACAGAUAAAAGGUCAGGUUUCUGAGUAAGACUGAAAAUGUCGCUCGUUAAGAUCGAAUAUAUUAGCAAUUUUGAAAACAAAUCUUCGUAAGGUUUUCUUGAAAUUUGUCGAAUGUGUAAAGAAAUUUUAAGACUAGUCAGCUUGGAUUUUUUCUUCGAAAUAACAAUAACAAAUAUGCAACUACACCUCAGAAUGUUUCUACUGCAUGUCCUUAACUGAAUUAAGCCCAAUGUAUUAUACCAAAGAACCACAGGGGAGGUUUUGUACUUAUCAACAACUGAAUAACCUACAGGAAUUUCAAUGUUUUUUGGUAAAAAACAUUGAAAUGAUUUAUUAAAACAAGCUGAACAGUCAAAACGCACUCGGCGUCUGAAUAUUGAGUUUACAGUCAGUCACACACUUCUUCUACAGCAUUUCAGUACUGUUUCGUCAACACAAUGAAUCAUUAACUUGAUUUCCUGAUUGACUUUGAUUGACACUAAGUUAUGCAAUUAAGCCACGUGAAUAAGUCUGCUUUCAGUUCAGAUGUUUUAGAUUCGAAGUUACGUUCAUGUCAGUUUUGCUGACCUGUCGCGCUGACCCGUAUUCUGUUCUACCCUGAUCUGUUUAAUCUGUUGCUGACCUGUAUACCAUGAAACAAUCCUACUAGACAUCGUCAAAGAAGUAAGUUAUCAGUGCUGUAGUUCUAAAUUAAUGAUUUAAUAUUUAAUUUCUGUUUCUUGUAUAUCUAUUGAAUCU